Molecule: messenger RNA, 4890 nt
Organism: Nasonia vitripennis (jewel wasp)
Lineage: Eukaryota; Metazoa; Arthropoda; Insecta; Hymenoptera; Pteromalidae
Product: F-box only protein 32
Exons: 7
Coding region: 510-1550 (346 amino acids)
Biological process (GO): protein ubiquitination
Cellular component (GO): SCF ubiquitin ligase complex; cytoplasm; nucleus
Molecular function (GO): protein binding
Source: RefSeq, a predicted model, not a curated record
GAUGUCCGCGUGACGUCACGGAAACAAAGCCAUGCGCGGUCGAUGCGCGCCGUGUACUGCACAUACUGUACGUAUAUACACACGACUCGCAGACUUUCCCCCCUAGCAGCAGCAGCAGCAGCGCGACUCCAGCCUAGCUUGAAUUUUCUCAGUCGUCGUACGUCGUUGUCGUCGCGCGUGGCAGCAGCAGCAGCAGAGCAGUAGCGAGUCUCUCUCCUUGUAUAUAGCUCUGCGGACGAUUGCACGAGUGCAGUCGCAUAGACGGCGGUCUCCGGCACUCGAUCGCGGAACAGCGCAUUCUGCUGCACCGCGGAGGACGACGACGCGCUGACGCGGACAGCCGGAUCGAGCAGUGCGCGCGUCGUCCUCGUCGUGCGGUGCUCGUCUAUUGUAUAUCGUGUACCUGUAUCGUCGGUACGUCGUCGAGAAUCUUGGACUGAUCUACUGCCACGAGAAGUGCACGAGAGAUAGUCCAGGAGCUCCGGGGCUGCACAGCCACACGUCGUAUUAUGCCAUUUAUAUCGAAGGACUGGAGAAGCCCGGGCGAGGAAUGGGUCAAGACCGUCGAGGGCUGGGAGAAGAAGAAGAUCCUCGAGUGCGCCAACAACAAGACGCUCUCGCUGUUGCUACGAGCGGAAACCAAUGGCGACAAACGAGAAAAAGAAAAGGAAAAAGAAAAGAAAAAAGAAGAUGCCGUCCAGCCACACUGUCACAUCACACUGAAGUGCACCCGUGAGAUCGCCGGAUUCAAUGGUUUGAGCGAUGCGCUCAAGAGGCUCGACUUUUUAUCGGCAGUGCACGACUGUCGUCGCUUUAAUUACAUCGUGCGUCUCCUCGAUCUCUUGGUCAGCCACCGAAUGGGUGGUUUGAGCGGUUGCGCUCAACGCGUGCUCUUUAACAUGCUCGAGGAGGUCGCGUUAGAAGUGUCCUUAUCGCAGCAGCAAACUGGGAGACUGCGCAGACUUAUAGAGAGGGUCCGAGCUUUUAGUGCAGGUUGCUGUUGGGGCGGUAGACCACUGGGUUCAGUCAUUCUCUGGGAAAAACAUAAAGCGGCCCUGGACAGAAUACUGCAGAUUGCUUCUUCCAUCACAAUCACUCAGCCGGAUGAGGAGCAGCAACCCCAGUGGUCGGACUUGCCGGCCGAGUGCCGGCGCGAGGUCCUGCUACGACUGAGCGACCCUCGCGACAUCGAGGCCUCGUCCGAGGCUUGUGAGCAUCUUGCCGUCCUGGCGCAGGAGCAGAGGAUCUGGCGAGAGCUCGCCCAGUAUCACUUCACGCCCCAGCAGAUCGCCACUGCCCGACAAAACAAUCCCGAAAAAGACUGGAAAACUAUAUUCACUAUUGCCCGAAGGUCUUUCGGACUGCGCGAGGAGUACGCGGAAAUGAUUCAGUUGUGCCGAAACUGCCGCUGUUUAUUCUGGCGAUCGCUCGGCCACCCGUGCAUCGCCGAUCAGGAUCCGGCCUUCCAGGAGAAGCUCGCCGACGUCGACCGAGCCUCCCUCCACGUUCCGAUACCUCCCCAGACCUUCCUCAAGUUCUUCUCGCUGUGAAUGGGGUGAACGCGAUGACACGAAGUAUACAUGAUACAUGAAGGUGGCAGACGAGAUAUUAUGCGCAGUACGUUGUGCAGCACAGCGAUGGUGUAACAGUGUAACGAGUGCGUGAGCGACCUGCUAGCGAGCUGGAGAGUCGAGAGAGUGUGAAGAGGCGAUUAUAGAAGAAUAGCGCAGCUAUUUGGAGCGAAUGCUUGCGGGAGUGACGGAACGAGCGAAUCGAUCGAAAGACUGGUGUAAGAGAACCUUGUUUCCGGGAGGCUUUCAAAUUUUAUCGAUAUAUAUAUAUAUAUAUAUAUAUAUAUAUAUAUAUAUAUAUAUAUAUAUCAUCAUCAUCAUCAUCAUCAUCAUCAUCAUCAUCAUCAUCAUCAUUCUAUUGAGGGAGGUAAGGGGGGGGGGGGCUUUUUUGUUUUUCGAUGAAUCUUUGAUUAUUUCUCCUCGAAAAUCCUUAUCUUACAUUGGUAUGUAAACUGAUUGGCGUUAAAUUAAACGUUUUCCCAUUAAAAAGAUUAUAUUAAACCUUGUAACAUUCAGUGAUCAUAUGAUUUUCACUGAUAAUGAAGUAUUCCUAUCUGUAUAGAAGCGUGAAAAAUUUGGUGCUGGGAUCGCACCUUUAAAAAUGAUUCUUUUUCUCGAAUAAGAGAUGCUGGCAUACAUUCAUUUUGCACAUUUUCAUACGAAUUUAGACACUUUAAGGAAAUUUAUAAUUUUUCAAAGCGUAGAUAAUCCGUUCGGUGUAUGAAAAGAGAUGCGAUCUAAAUUUUGACUAAAUAAAAAGAAUUGCGGUAAAAAGGCAUAUAAAAUCGAUAAUUUUUUAUCAAUGUAAAUCGAGGACUUUUAUAGUCGCUUUGCUUUUUCUUUUUACGAUUUUGCUAGUCAAACAAUACGUGCAAGUUAAACUUGGAACUACUCUUCUGUUGGACUGUUGUAUAGUGGAGGAAAAAAUUGUUAGCUGCGGGAGAAUCUAAGUUGUAAGAAUAUAGAGCGUAUAUAUCGAGUGUAAAAAAUAACGACUUUUAAAUGUUCAAGAUAAGUUGCACAAGUAUCACACGCGGUUGUCCAAUAUUCCAGUACAAUUAUAACAAAGCAGAGAGAACAUUCUCCAAAAACGAAAGAUUAUAUCAUUCAGAUAUUGCCGGGCAUCACUGAAUGGUUUGAAUUAUACAGAAACACAUUUUUCAAGUAUUUUAUUAAUCGUAGAAACGCAAUUGAUUAAUAAAAUGCAUUGAAUCUUAUAACGGUCAAUACAAACUGUGAAGAAGAAUAUAAUAGAACAUAAUGAAAUAUUUAAAUACGUCUUUCAAAGUAUUUAUUGAUGCACGGUUAUCUGGUCCCACCGUUGAAAAAACUAUUGAUCAAUCGAAGAUUUAUGAUUCCUGCCAGAGACAAAUAGAUUUUUCAUCGACAAACGCAUUAUACAUAUUAUAUAUUUUACGUGUACAUAACGGCCCAUAUUGAUGUCUGAUCUAGAUCGAUCGAAAAUAAUUUGAACUCUGCAAUCAUAAAAGUGAUACGAAUUACCAAGAUAUAAAGUUCGUAUAAAACGUAACUUAAGCAUACCGCUCUGAUAAAAUUUUGAAACAUCAACACAGACACUAGUGCAGUGCCAACUGCAUUAAGUUUAUUCUUGUAAGUCGAUGAAAAAAAAGACAGGACUUAUGUCAAUCUAUAAGUAGCUUGGUUCAUACAGUAAUCGAUUUUGGUGCUCUUGGUAGCUCUAUAGAAAUAUAUUUACUUAAAAUGUUUUUUAUGCAACUAGCUCAUUAAUCUUUCUGAAAGCCAAAGAAAUGUGAUUGCACUUGACUACUUAGAAUUGUUUGUAUUGAUGAUACUAUCCUAUGAAUCCUAUACUCGAAUACAUAACAUAUUUUAUUCAAUACUUAAAACGUCUCUUUAUUGCCUUUUUAAAUCUCUAAUAAUAUUUCAAUAUUAAAAUUCAAGUAAAGUUUUUUACAUAAUAAUCAUAAAUUUUAAUAAAAUAACAUGUUGUUGAAAAUAAAAAGAAUAAAUUCAAACUAAUAAUCUAAACAAGCAGAACAACAAUUUUACUAUGCAACUUUUUCAACUAAUUUUUUUCAUCUACUAACUUCUUUGGCUUUCAGUAAAAGGCAGGAUAUAUUGCAUAGAUAUUAUAAUUUUACAAGUGGACGGUUUAAAACUUGUCUUGAUUCUGUGAUGACAUGACGAGCCCUUUGGCUUUUGAAACUAAAAAAUCUAGAACCUAGCACGGAUAAAGAACACCACUAUGUCCAAUAAAGUAGAGAGAUCACUAAAGUAUCUGCUCUUGGCCUAUGCAGGGUGUCUCCAGUAAAAUGGAUCAACUGGAACAAUGUACUUGAGCUACUUCAUACCCUGUAGAGCUCUCUCGAGAUUAUAUUUAUACUAAGUCGCAUAAUCAUUGUAUGCAAAUAUACUUCAGAGUCAGGAAAACAAUUUUUUUAGUAAAAUUAUUGUAAAUCCAAGGCAUAAAUAAUUUUGAUAAAAUCUUAAAAAAAUUAAUUUACAUGUAUACAUACAAAAUGUCAAUAUUCCGGUAUCAUUUAAUGGAAAUGAAAGUUUUUGAACUAAUUUUACGAUAAAAUAUUUUCCUAACUCUGAGAUACUCUUCUGGCGUCAACAUCAGUUGGUUCAUUAAUAAAAAUUACAGGAAUUAUUUAGAUUGGGUCUGAGUAUUCAGUGUUUUAAAGCUAUGUAUACAUUCAUUUUUUAUAAUACUUGAAUACCUAGAAAAUUUUUUAAAAUCGAAUAUUCACGAAUGUGAUAAACCGAAGUAAGUUGAUUCUUAACAAUGUUUUGCGUAAGUUUUUGCAAAAAUGUGUAUGGUAAAUAUAUAUAUAUAAUUGAUUCAAAAAGAUGAAAAUUAUACUGCCACACUGGGAAUGCUAUUGUAUUUAUGUGAAUUGAUGUUCUUAUAAAUUUGGUUAAAAACCAAAACUAAAAAUCAUUCGUUUUGAUAUGCAUUUUUUAUUUUUAAUUGUAAUUUAAAACAUGUUGCAUGACUUACAUAUUUUACUAACCUAGUCAUUACAUAGGGUGCAGCAUAAGGAUGGCAUUAUCACCAAUACUAAAAACUUGGAGACAAACACUCAAUCAUUGUAAUUGAGUUAAAUCGGUUAUCAACCAAGGGAUAAUCUAAUAACCAUACUUACUGCUUGUACAAUUUUGAUGAGCCUCAUAAAAAAAAAGGAUGAAAAUAAUAUAAAUUCUCUACUGUAGGCUACUGUCUAACAAACGUAUUGUCUUGAAAAAAAUGUCGGUACAAUUUUAUCUAAAUAGGAGGUGUAUAGAGCAAUGUUAUGCAAAAAGCUUUUAAAUAAAAAAAAUCUAAUGAAAUAUA